Molecule: messenger RNA, 315 nt
Organism: Knipowitschia caucasica
Lineage: Eukaryota; Metazoa; Chordata; Actinopteri; Gobiiformes; Gobiidae
Source: the annotation of a GenBank genome assembly
AUGAGCGGAAGCACUGUCUGCUAUGGGAAUGGGUGCCAUGGCAACGCGGCCAGUACUUUGGACCAAUCGCCUGUGAGGUCCUCAUCUGUUUCCCGCCUCAAACCUCUCGGAUGUGAGGCGCUGGGGUUGCCAGGGAGCAUUGGUUUCCAUGAUAACCAGCGCUCUGACUUCUGGACCAAAAGCUGUGCGUCCCUCGAUGGUCUUUCCCGCUCCUUCUCUCAGAGGGGGCGGGCAUCUGUUUUCCGAGCCUCAAACCUCUCAGGGAGGAAUGGAAGGCGCUGCGGUCGCCAGGGUGCACUGGUUUUCCAUGGGUAA